Molecule: messenger RNA, 3334 nt
Organism: Lates calcarifer (barramundi perch)
Lineage: Eukaryota; Metazoa; Chordata; Actinopteri; Centropomidae
Product: carnitine O-palmitoyltransferase 1, liver isoform-like
Biological process (GO): fatty acid metabolic process; carnitine metabolic process
Cellular component (GO): mitochondrion
Molecular function (GO): carnitine O-palmitoyltransferase activity
Source: RefSeq, a predicted model, not a curated record
CAUGUCUCUCCCUUUUACAGUACACCUUGGCUACAGAUGCUUUCCAGCUUGGCUACACAGAGGACGGCCACUGUAAAGGCGAGGUGGACCGCUCACUACCCCAUCCUCAGAGGCUUCUCUGGGACAUCCCAUCAGAGGUUCAGGCUCAAGUACACAGUUCCCUGGCUGUUGCCCAGGCACUGGCAGAUGAUGUGGUGCCAUGUGUUCCCUUCAGCGAGUUUGGAAAAGGACGGAUCAAGAAGCUUCGCAUCAGCCCUGAUGCAUUCAUACAGAUUGGCUUACAGCUGGCAUACUACAGGGAUCGUGGUGGUUUCUGUUUGACCUAUGAGGCAUCAAUGACGCGUCUUUUCAGGGAGGGCAGGACAGAGACUGUGCGAUCCUGCUCCAACGAAAGCUGUGCCUUUGUCAAAGCUCUAGAGGGUGGAGAGGCAGAGGAACAAUGCAGGUGUCUCUUCAAACUGGCUUCCGAGAGGCACCAGAACCUUUAUCGAAUGGCUAUGACUGGAGCUGGAAUUGACAGACACCUCUUCUGCCUGUAUGUGGUGUCCAAAUACCUGGGGGUGGAGUCACCAUUUCUUAAAGAGGUUUUGUCAGAGCCUUGGCGUCUCUCCACCAGUCAGACUCCAGUUCAGCAGAUAGAGCUGUUUGACCUGAAGAACCAUCCUGACUACAUAUCCCUGGGCGGAGGGUUUGGACCUGUUGCUGAUGAUGGUUAUGGAGUUUCGUACAUCAUUGUGGGUGAGGACAUGAUCAACUUCCAUGUGUCAUCCAAAUACUCCUGCAGUGAGACUGACUCCCACAGGUUUGGAGCUCAGAUAAGUAAAGCUCUUCAAGACAUCAUGACUGUCCUUACUUCUGACACCAAAACCUCCUCGUCCUCCAAAGGAACAACUCAGCCUCAGCCCAAGAAGCUCCUCUGAAUACAGCUGAAAGCAUUUCAGCAUGUGGAUAUUCCCCUCAAUAAAUCUACACUGAGUGUAGAAAUAAUGAAGAAACCAUGAUGUACAACCUUAAUGUCAAAGGCACAAAAUUUAAUGUGGCUGACUUAGGACAGAAAAGCAUUUGUAGAUCUGUCAAUAAUUAAUUUAAUGAAUAAAAGUAAAGGGAGACUGCAGCCUAAUUCAAGAGGCCAUGUGCUCUUUGUUUAUGUCACCAUUAUAAGACAAAACAGAAACAUAGUUUAUCUUAAAAUGCUAGCAUUAACAUAGUGACAGGCUGCUUUUAGACAAAGAAAAAAGAAGUGCCCCCAUUGUGAAGUGAUGUUGUGCAACUCGCCCCACUGAGUUUACAAUUGUAUUAUUAUUAUUAUUCACUGCUAAAAUUACCUAAAAUAGCAAUUACAAACAUGAGGCUAGCCCUCCAUGUAGUAAGAGGUGGCAACGUGAAUGUCAAUACAAUUGUUAUUACAGACAUAAAUUAUAUAAAUCAUAAUAUAAGUGACUCAUUGGAAGAAGUGAAAUGUGAUUUUCAACGUGGGAUUGGUAAAAGGGGAAAUAAAAGGGAUAAAAGCCUUCUGCCUCCUGAAGUAAGCACACUCACUGGGAUAAAGAAACAGCAGUAAGAAUACUAUUUUAAAGGUCAAAGGCAAUGAUCAGGAUUUAGGUUUAUAAAUGUAAAAUAAUGCCGUCCACCUCUGGACCACUGGUACUUUUUGCCAAGAGCAGACAAAUAUUUCUCCCCACAUUGUCUGAUACUCCCACAAUGCCUCAUUACUGUUUCAAAGCUAUGGCAUUUAAGGACUGUGUGUGCCUGAAGUAUCCAUUCGCUAAAACAGCUUCAAUGCAAUUUUUAAACCAAUGCAAUUCCUAAGGGAAACUUUGUAACAUAUAUUGUUUAAUUGUUUUCUCAUGAUGUGUAUUAUUAAGAAUGUACUACAGUUGGUCAGAUAGCUGUUCUAGGCUUUGUCAAGAUACGUUAUCAUGUGCAGUGAAGUCAUGGUGAAACAAAUAGAGUGACGGAGCUAAUGGUUCAUUCACUGUAACGCAGGAAGCCAGUGUGUGUUAUUCCUGUUUCCUACUCCUAAAACUAGCAGAAUAUUCUCAUAUCAAUAUCAUUAGAAACUUCCAGUUUUGUUAGGGUGGUGUUAAUCCUCCACUACAUCUUUGCUCAUGUUUUUUAUCAUCUCUUUUUAGAGAGACUGCUUGCUUAAUAUUUUGCUUAAUGUUUUAACAACCACAGUGGCUUCUGUUUCUGUCUCAGGCUUCAGUGCCUCAUUUCUUAAACCAUUUAAUGCCAGAGCGAUCAUUUGUUUUUCUAACUGCAAAAGAGUUGUAAAGACUGUUUCUACAGCUACACACUAACAACUUCUCUACCUCUGUCCAUUCAUUACUUUUUUUAAGAGUUUCUGUAUAUGCCUUGCAUUAUUUCUCACUUUGUUUUCCUUUUAAUUCAAUAGAUCUAUUUUACCUUAACAGUGAGUUUUGGUUUCAGGUAAUAAAAAGAAAUAUUCAUGUUCACAAGUAUGUUUUGCAGAGUUGACAACUUAUGUUAUGAUUAGAUGGCCAUGGAUCCAAUAUGUCAAUUACCCAUGUCCUCUUCUGCCUUCCAUAUUUACUUAAGUAAAUACUUUUGUAAACCUCUUCCAGGAAAACUACAGAGUCCCUUGGCCCCUUUCAUCAUUGCUUCUUAUAAUUAUGGUACAUUUAAAAUGACUCUGAUCUAGCAAGUUGGACAGGAUGUCGUUAAAAGUCUCAUUAAAGCCUCCUCUGUUGUUCACUUCAUGCUCUAGUCUGCCUGAAAAACAAAAGCAGUGAAACCCUUCUCAGUCUACUUCACUGUUCCACACAUAUUAUCACUUAAUAUGUGAUGGAUUCAGUGUCCUCUGGCUUUCAAUGGUUUGGACAAUGAGCUUCUCACAAAAAAAGCUAGAAUUUCACAGCAGGGUUACAAUGUACUUUUAGGAUUAAAGGUUAAUGUUAAUAUUAGCACUGUCUUUUCUUAUUCUUUGAUUUUUGGGAUACAUUUUUAUCUUCUAUUUCUGAUACAACUAGUGUUUUUACUCUUAGUUAUAGUGGUGAUGCUUGAAAGGUUUUGAUGAAUUUUUGGGUAUUGUAGUUUUAAAUUAUAUGAUAUCCCAUGUUUACUGACUUUACACUCCAAAUGAUCUCUUUUUUUUCAGUUUGUUUUCAUUGUAAAACUUAAAAUUGUGGAGUUUGUGAAGAAGGCCUUUUAGAGAUGAUGAUGGCAAGUUAUUUAUCAAAAAAAUGCUUACUGACCUUACAGUGAAUCUGCAUCAGUAUAUUCAUUUAUUGGUUACAUUAACAGCUAAAUACACAUUUUCACCGCUUAAGUUGUCUCUUGUGGGAAUCUGUGAAAAAUAAAAUGCAAGUGAGGA